AUGAACCACCAACCUGUCGCUACCGCACCAAGCUACUAUCAUCAACACCUGUACGCUCCACAGCUUGCCCAUGGACACUAUCAUGACCCCGCGUACACUUCCGUGGGCUAUCGACCUUUGCAGCUGCCAACCCAGCAAGUGCAGCAGCAACAAUACGCCGAACAACAGCAUCAACAGCAACAGCUUUCACUAGCGGCGGCAGGGUACCAUCACCAUCCCGCCUAUCAAGCUCAGGCACAGCAGCAUAGUCAAGGACAAGUAUUGCCAGUUCGCACGCGACAGCAGGCUCGUCAGCAACAACAAGUAAUGGCCUACCAGGAGCAGACGCCUGAAGAGCUUGCCGAGUUGCAAAAGCUCAGCAAUGAAUACCAGCCGGAGACCAUAGGACCGCUCGUGGGCCAACGCGAGCCAUGCACGAAGAUCGCCACAGAGUACGCCACGGCUGACCCUGUCUAUCAAGCGAAGACAGCUGCACUACCACAAAAGUACUCACACUACCGUACUGUACGUGGCGAUGGACGAUGCGGGUGGCGAGCAAUCGCGUUCGGCUGGAUCGAAACCCUCAUCCACCAUGGAGAUACCAACCGCUUCUACGAGGAAGAAGCUCGACUUCGAUCCAUGUACAACAUCCUUGAGGCCGCGGGCUGGAACGCACUGCUUUACGAAGACUUUGCAGAUGAGGCUUUUGAUCUGUUGAGAGAAGUGGCUAAUGGUAUGCACAACGACACAGCUGGAGAUGUGCUCGUCGCAGCUUUCAACGAUGAGAUGAGACAGAACUAUAUCAUCACCUACGUUCGGAUGCUGGCGGCUGCCUGGAUGAAGACGCGACCUGGCGAGUAUGCACCAUUCGUGCUUGACAAGACGGUCGAUCAAUACUGCGACGACUCGAUCCUGCCAAUGGACAGCGAGAUCGAGAACGUAAGCUUGAGUGCACUGAAAGAUGUCCUCCUGUCACCCGCUGGCAUGGCCCUGGAAGUGCUCUACCUGGACCGUACAGAAGGCGGAGAGGUGAACAUGCAUCGCUUCGACCCUGUGAAUCCUCGUGACGGUGUAGCAAUCGGAACGAUCAGACUCCUAUACCGCCCUGGUCACUACGACAUUCUCUACAAAGCCGAGGACCUCCCUUACGUGGUGGAGCCGAUUACGUACCUCAACUUCGGCAGUCAGCCACACCAAGAACACGUCUUCGCAAUCAACCCUGGCAUGGACUACAUGAUGAACAUGCCUGGCGCAUCCCUUAUCAACCCGCAUCAGCAUUGGCUCUCUUACUCGAGCUACGACAGCGGGGUGUCAGACUUCUUCACCGCUCCCAACCCACAGCAGCAUUGCAUCCAAACUACACCAAACCCAGCUCCUGUGCCCACACCUGCACCUGUCGUUGCCUCUCAGCAGCAAAUUCAGCCUAUAAACAUCUACAUGCCACAAGCUGAACCACAGCUUAUGCCACCCCCACUUGAGCUGUCGCAGGAGCUCGCCAUACGCAGUCUACCACAGCCGCCUACGAUUACCUCUGGCUAUCAGCAACAACUCACGGGCCCGUUCAGACCAUCAGCGUGGCAGUUCGAGGAAGGCCUCGCGCAAGCAGCUUCGCAGCGGCCAUUCCAGACUUCCAUCUUCAAGAACUCUCCAUGGAACACGGCACAUUUCCGCAACCCCGACUUCCAACCGGAAGAGUGGCGACCGGACGACGAGUAUGUGGUGAUCACUAAACCACUGCGACACAAAACCAGCGGGUGA
This is a messenger RNA of Recurvomyces mirabilis, 1737 nucleotides long. RefSeq lists its product as uncharacterized. The coding region runs from base 1 to 1737 and encodes 578 amino acids. Gene Ontology annotation, biological process: protein K48-linked deubiquitination. The transcript has 6 exons. Gene Ontology annotation, molecular function: ubiquitin binding; cysteine-type deubiquitinase activity. The record is from RefSeq and is a predicted model, not a curated record. Gene Ontology annotation, cellular component: nucleus. NCBI's taxonomy places the organism in Eukaryota, Fungi, Ascomycota, Dothideomycetes, Mycosphaerellales, Teratosphaeriaceae.